AUGGCGAAGUUUGAUGGUGAUGAGAGCUUUCUGAUCAAAUCUACGAAAGGAGCACAGCUUCUAAUGUUUAAUCAGAUUUUCACGAAAGCUGUUACGUUCUUGUUAAACAACCUUUUGAUUAGAUACCUGUCACCUCGAGUUUUUGGAAUUAAUGCAUUUUUGGAGUUUUUGAUCUCAACAACAUUGUUCUUCAGUCGUGAAGCCAUUCGGUUAUCUACUCUGAGGAUCAAGCCCGUCAAGUCUGCAGACGGUGAUGAAGAGGGCGACGAACUGGAUUCCAAAACCUUGCAAACCGUGGUGAAUUUUGCUAGUGUAUCAAUUGCCAUUGGUAUCCCAUUAUCGAUAGCAUUGAUCGCAUGGCAAUGUUCUAAUUUGAACGAAUUUUUCCUGUCGUUGCCUUAUUUCAAAGCUGCCAUUUUACUUGUAUGGUUGAGUAUUAUCUGCGAACUCUUAAGUGAACCAUUUUUCAUUGUGAACCAGUUUAUUCUAAACUAUGAAGUCAGAAGCAGAUUUGAGACCAUAGCAGUAACUUUGGGAUGUUUGAUGAAUUUUGGCAUCGUCUGGCUUCACGAAAAGAGAUUCAAUGGUUCUGGAUCUACGUUACACGAUUCUGCAAAACAAGAAGGUAUCGCAAUAGCUGCUUUCGCUACCAGCAAGUUUACCUAUUCUUUGGCAUUGCUGUGCUGCUAUUAUUACGACUACUUCUGCAAAUUUAGACCCAACGGAACCUUUUCCGUGUUUCCAGUUAAAUUACAAAUCUCUUCCGGUACACAGGCUUACUAUCUGCAAGCUGACAUUUUACAACAUUUCAGAAAGGUGUAUUUCCAACUUUGCUUUAAGCACUUGCUAACGGAGGGUGAUAAACUUAUCAUAAACUCUAUGUGCUCAGUCGAGGAACAAGGCAUUUACUCUUUGCUUUCUAACUACGGUUCCCUGGUGACUCGACUUUUGUUUGCACCAAUCGAAGAAUCUCUUCGACUAUUUUUAACCAGACUUCUCUCGGUUCAGUCUAAUAAAAAUCUAAGGCUUUCCAUGGAGGUUCUCAUAAAUUUGACCCGUUUCUACCUCUAUCUGUCUUUGCUCAUCUGUGUUUUCGGGCCGACAAACUCGUCUUUCCUGUUGCAAUUUCUCAUUGGUUCCAAGUGGUCAAGCACUAGUGUACUCGACACCAUACGGAUUUAUUGCUUCUACCUCCCAUUCCUAUCCAUCAAUGGUAUUUUUGAGGCCUUUUUCCAAAGUGUCGCGUCGGGUGAACAAAUCCUCAAGCAUUCCUAUGCGAUGAUGCUAUUCUCGGGGGUCUUUCUCUCCAAUUGCUGGGUACUCAUCUCAUACUUUGGAAUGUCUCUCGAUGGUCUAAUCUUAAGCAAUAUCAUCAAUAUGGUUCUCAGAAUUGCCUACUGUUAUUGGUUUAUCAAUGGGUUUUACAAAGAUCUUUUUCUAGAGACUUCCGACCGGAAAUCUUUCCUACUGAAUUUCAAAAACUUGAAGGUCGCAUCUUUCGCAUCCAUCUGCAUUGCAUUGGCCAACUUUUACUUCAUUGGAACAGUGAGAAACUUCAAGCAUCUCGCCAUAAAUGCCGUCGCUGCUUUGGGUCUGCUUUGUCUAAUUCUCUACAAAGAACGGCAGCAAAUCAGGGCACUAGUCCAGCAAAAAUCCUUUGCCGAGCAAAAGGAGUUCUAG
Lachancea mirantina is the source of this 1680-nucleotide messenger RNA. NCBI's taxonomy places the organism in Eukaryota, Fungi, Ascomycota, Saccharomycetes, Saccharomycetales, Saccharomycetaceae. The record is from the annotation of a GenBank genome assembly.